Messenger RNA from Haliotis rufescens (red abalone), 980 nucleotides. RefSeq names its product C-type lectin domain family 4 member M-like. The coding region runs from base 33 to 731 and encodes 232 amino acids. The transcript is spliced from 3 exons. NCBI's taxonomy places the organism in Eukaryota, Metazoa, Mollusca, Gastropoda, Lepetellida, Haliotidae. The record is from RefSeq and is a predicted model, not a curated record.
UGCAGUCGUUAUAUUAUCCCCUCAUAGCGUGCAUGUUAAUUGCACAGUGGGAUUUUGUUUAUGCAGUCAACUGUAAGGUCUUUAAGUUUAAACAAGACUCAAUCAAACGCAACGCUACAGCCUCGUACAAAACACUCCCUUCUACGAGCCUCAUCCAGUGUGCUGAAACAUGUGCUGGAGAGUCUGAGUGCAGUUCCGUUUCCUUCAAUGAGGCGACUGAAACGUGUCACAUGAUGUCUGACACUGUCGGUCCCCAAGCAGAGUCUCUCAGGGAUGAGGGAAUGGAAUCAUAUACAUUGAUCACGAGGUGCCCACCUGACUACACCUUCAUCGAUGGGACGUGUGUGAAACUGUCCAGUGAAGCCAGUAAUUACACCUUAGCCUCAGACGCAUGCGCUAAAGAAGGAGCAGUGCUUGCUCAGAUGACGCCUGGCAGGAUGUUUCACGAAAUCGUCAGACACAUGUUUAAUAAUGGCCAGUCGCCAACAGGAUUUUUCAGGGUUGGCUCAACUGACAUUGAAGAGGAAGGUAUCUGGAGAUGGAACGAUGGUGCCUCGAUAAGUCAGUGGUGUAUGGGAGAUCCGAGCGACCUCAAUGGGGAGGAGAACUGCCUCAGCCUCUACGUGUCUACAGGUCUGGCUUGUUUUGUCGACUACACUUGCAUGGCGGACAUACAAUAUCUCUGCCAAAAACCGGCACUACGAGAUAACACUUGUUACUUGUGCAUGUAGCUGCUAAUGGUUUAUGUAAGCCCAACAUUGGAUUGUUCAAUUAAUAGUGACUUCACAGAUUCGAGAUGUUGGAGUCCAUCUUCUCUUUCGUCAUCGUUCGGCCAUUUCCCCCGCUACUCGGUGUUGAGAUGCUACCGUCUAACAAACAGAACAUCUGAUCACUAAAGUUUUGCAACACUCUUAAAAAGCUUGUAUUCGCAUAUGUGUAUCACUCACUGUGCAUCAAAAGCAUAUUGAUAUUACUUGAGU